AUGUGUCGACCCGGAUAAGAAAAUAUAAUAGAUCGACACCACAAUCUAAAAGGCCUCUCAAAAAAUUAUCAAAAUUAUCAAUAUUCUCACCUCUUCUCAAUAAAACUUUCUUUUUUUUUUUUGUUUUUGUUUUUUGAUCGACCGAACCAAAGAACCCAGAAAGUAAGAGAAAAAAUGAGUUCACCCAAAACUCUGAGGAAGCUGGAGGUGGUGUCUCCUGUUCCGGCAGACAUAGACAUUGCCAACUCCGUUGAGCCUUUCCACAUUUCUGAGAUUGCCAAAGAUCUCAAUCUCAGCCCACAUCAUUACGAUCUUUAUGGCAAAUACAAGGCCAAGGUUUUGUUAUCCGCGCUUGAUGAGCUUGAAGGAUCAGGAGAUGGGUAUUAUGUUGUGGUUGGAGGGAUUACUCCAACACCUCUUGGAGAAGGCAAGUCCACUACUACUGUUGGACUUUGUCAAGCAUUGGGUGCUUUUCUUCAUAAAAAAGUUGUCACAUGCCUCCGUCAACCAUCGCAAGGACCGACCUUUGGAAUCAAAGGAGGCGCAGCAGGAGGGGGUUACAGUCAAGUGAUCCCUAUGGAUGAGUUCAAUCUUCAUCUCACGGGAGACAUCCACGCAAUAACAGCCGCCAACAAUCUCUUGGCUGCAGCCAUUGAUACUCGAAUUUUCCAUGAGUCGACCCAAUCAGACAAGACUCUCUUGAAUCGGUUAUGCCCACCAAACAAAGAAGGGAAGCGCAGCUUUAGUGACAUCAUGUUUAGACGUUUGAAUAAGCUUGGUAUCUCCAAGACAAGGCCAGAGGAUCUUACACCUCAAGAAGUCAAAAAGUUUGCUAGGCUAGAUAUUGACCCAAGUUCAAUCACAUGGAGAAGAGUAAUGGAUGUAAACGAUCGGUUCUUGAGGAAGAUUUCUAUUGGGCAGGGCCCCGAAGAGAAAGGAACGGUGAGAGAAACAGGAUUUGAUAUUUCAGUUGCCAGUGAAAUAAUGGCAGUUUUGGCCCUUACAACGUCUUUAGCCGAUAUGCGGGAGCGGCUUGGAAAAAUGGUUAUUGGUAACAGCAAGGCUGGUGACCCUAUAACUGCGGAUGAUCUUGGUGUUGGAGGUGCUUUAACCGUUCUGAUGAAGGACGCCAUUAAUCCUACUCUAAUGCAGACUCUUGAAGGGACACCAGUUCUUGUUCAUGCUGGCCCUUUCGCCAAUAUUGCUCAUGGCAAUUCCUCAAUUGUGGCUGACAAGAUUGCACUGAAACUGGUUGGACCAGGUGGAUUUGUAGUCACUGAAGCAGGCUUUGGUGCUGAUAUUGGUACUGAAAAGUUCAUGAACAUAAAAUGCCGAUAUAGCGGUUUAACACCCCAGUGUGCAGUUAUUGUGGCAACAAUACUGGCCUUAAAAAUGCACGGGGGUGGUCCAGAAGUUGUUGCUGGAAAGCCUCUGGACCGUGCCUACUUGACUGAGAAUGUAGCUUUAGUUGAAGCGGGCUGUGUGAAUUUGGCCAGGCAUAUUGCAAACACAAAAGCUUAUGGAGUGAAUGUUGUUGUUGCUGUGAACAAGUUCUCAACUGACACCGAAGCAGAACUUAAUGCAGUCAGAAAUGCAGCAUUAGCAGCUGGAGCAUAUGAUGCUGUUAUUUGUACUCAUCAUGCUUAUGGUGGAAGAGGAGCGGUUGACCUUGGGGUUGCUGUUCAAAAGGGUUGUGAAGAUGUUGCACAACCAUUGAAGUUUUUAUAUCCUUUAGAUAUUAGUAUUAAAGAGAAGAUAGAGGCCAUAGCAAGGUCAUAUGGUGCUAGUGGAGUCGAAUACUCGGAACAGGCAGAGAAACAGAUUGAGAUGUACAGCAGGCAAGGGUUUUCAGGGUUACCUAUUUGCAUGGCAAAGACUCAAUAUUCAUUUUCACACAAUGCUGGUGAGAAGGGAGCCCCUAGCGGAUUCGCCUUACCAAUAAGGGAUGUGAGGGCUAGUAUUGGUGCAGGAUUCAUAUACCCUUUGGUUGGAUCAAUGAGUACUAUGCCGGGACUUCCGACAAGGCCGUGUUUCUAUGACAUUGACCUCGACACCACUACUGGAAAGGUUAUUGGUCUCUCUUGAAGGUCUCUGUAUUCGCCCUGUUCAGGCGCUUACUGUGGCAGCCGGUGGCCAAACUUAGGCUGACUUUCAGUACCCAGUAGUUAUGAUGCUUUUCUUUGAAAUUGUACUCUGCUCUUACGUACCCUGCAGCUUCCUGUGUAAUUGAUCUUGUGCAACCAAAUAAUGAAUUCUAAAAAUAAAAAAGAGUAUGUUUUAAGUUUGAAUGCCAUGAAUGAGAAGCCCAAGUUCACAAUUA
Messenger RNA from Morus notabilis, 2320 nucleotides. RefSeq names its product formate--tetrahydrofolate ligase. The transcript is spliced from 5 exons. Lineage: Eukaryota; Viridiplantae; Streptophyta; Magnoliopsida; Rosales; Moraceae. The record is from RefSeq and is a predicted model, not a curated record. The coding region runs from base 175 to 2085 and encodes 636 amino acids. Gene Ontology annotation, molecular function: ATP binding; formate-tetrahydrofolate ligase activity.